This is a messenger RNA of Lipotes vexillifer (Yangtze River dolphin), 2739 nucleotides long. RefSeq names its product PWP2 small subunit processome component (gene PWP2). Gene Ontology annotation, molecular function: protein binding. Lineage: Eukaryota; Metazoa; Chordata; Mammalia; Artiodactyla; Lipotidae. Gene Ontology annotation, biological process: ribosomal small subunit assembly; maturation of SSU-rRNA from tricistronic rRNA transcript (SSU-rRNA, 5.8S rRNA, LSU-rRNA). Gene Ontology annotation, cellular component: small-subunit processome; Pwp2p-containing subcomplex of 90S preribosome. The record is from RefSeq and is a predicted model, not a curated record. The transcript has 21 exons. Bases 1 to 2739 code for a protein of 912 amino acids.
AUGAAGUUCGCGUACCGGUUUUCAAAUUUGCUGGGGACAGUCUAUCGGUGUGGAAACUUAAAUUUUACGUGUGAUGGAAAUUCAGUUAUCAGUCCCGUGGGAAACAGAGUCACUGUGUUUGACCUAAAAAACAACAAGUCCGACACUCUGCCUCUGGCCACUCGGUUCAACAUCAAGUGUGUGGGGCUGUCCCCAGACGGCCGCCUUGCCAUCAUUGUGGAUGAAGGGGGCGACGCGCUGCUCGCCAGCCUGACCUGCAGGGCCGUGCUGCACCGCUUCCACUUCAAGGGCGCUGUGCACAGCGUCUCCUUCUCCCCCGAUGGCAGGAAAUUUGUCGUCACCAAAGGCAACCUUGCUCAGAUGUACCACGCCCCUGGGAGGAAGCGGGAAUUCAACGCGUUUGUUCUGGACAAAACCUACUUCGGGCCGUAUGACGAGACCACGUGCAUUGACUGGACAGACGACUCCCGGUGCUUUGCGGUCGGGAGCAAAGACAUGUCCACGUGGGUGUUUGGGGCCGAGCGGUGGGACAACCUCAUCUACUACGCGCUGGGGGGACACAAGGACGCCAUCGUGGGCUGCUUCUUCGAGUCCAGCAGCCUGGACCUGUACACGCUCAGCCAGGACGGCGCCCUGUGCGUGUGGCAGUGUGACACGCCCCCUGAGGGCCUGAGGCUGAAAGCCCCCGCGGGCUGGAAGGCGGACCUGCUGCAGAGGGAGGACGGGGCGGAGAGGGAGACCACCGUCCACGGGAAGGCCGUGCCGGCUGCCGAGGAGCAGCAGGGGAAAGUGACGUACUCGCGGGCGGCCAAGCACUUCUUCAACGCAGGAGGAGACCUCACGCGUCUGACCGCCGCAGCGUAUCACAAGGCGGCCCGCCUCCUGGUCACUGGUUUUGCUUCCGGAAUCUUCCACCUUCACGAGCUCCCCGAGUUCAACCUCAUCCACUCCCUGAGUGUCUCGGAUCAGAGGGUCUCGUCCAUCGCCAUCAACGGCUCUGGGGACUGGAUCGCCUUUGGGUGCUCAGGCCUGGGCCAGCUGCUGGUGUGGGAGUGGCAGAGCGAGUCCUACGUGCUCAAGCAGCAGGGCCACUUCAAUAGCAUGGUGUCCCUGGCCUACUCCCCCGACGGGCAGUACAUUGUGACCGGCGGGGACGACAGCAAGGUCAAGGUGUGGAACACCCUCAGCGGCUUCUGCUUCAUCACUUUCACGGAGCACUCGAGUGGGGUCACCGGCGUGACCUUCACCACCACUGGCUACGUCAUCGUGACCUCUUCCAUGGACGGGACCGUGCGCGCCUUUGACCUUCACAGGUACCGCAACUUCCGCACCUUCACGUCCCCGCGCCCCACCCAGUUCUCCUGCGUGGCCGUGAACUCGAGCGGGGACAUCGUCUCUGCUGGGGCCCAGGACUCUUUUGAGAUCUUCAUCUGGUCCAUGCAGACGGGCAGGCUCCUCGACGUUUUGUCCGGCCACGAGGGGCCCAUCAGUGGUCUGUGUUUUAACCCAAUGAAGUCGGUCUUGGCCAGCUCCUCCUGGGACAGGACGGUGCGUCUGUGGGACAUGGCGGAUAGCUGGAGGACCACAGAGACGCUGGCCCUCACGUCCGACGCUCUGGCCGUGACCUUUCGCCCUGACGGUGCCGAGCUGGCCGUGGCCACGCUGAACUCUCAGAUUACCUUUUGGGACCCCGAAAACGCGGUGCAGACGGGCUCUAUCGAGGGCAGGCACGACCUCAAGACGGGCAGGAAGGAGCUGGACAAGAUCACUGCCAAGCACUCGGCCAAGGGGAAGGCCUUCACCACUCUGUGCUACUCUGCGGACGGCCAGAGCGUCCUGGCGGGCGGGGCGUCCGCGUUUGUGUGCAUCUAUCACGCCAAGGAGCAGAUCCUCAGGAAGAAGUUCGAGAUCUCCUGCAACCACUCCCUGGGCGCCAUGGAGGAAUUUUUGAACCGAAGGAAAAUGACAGAGUUUGGCAACCUGGCACUCAUCGACCAAGACGCCAUGGAGGAGGGCGGGGUCCCGAUACCGUUGCCGGGCGUAAAGAAGGGUGACAUGAGCUCCCGGCACUUCAAACCUGAGAUCAGGGUGACUUCGCUCCGCUUCUCUCCCACCGGGCGCUGCUGGGCGGCCACCACCACCGAGGGGCUCCUUAUCUACUCCCUGGACACCCGGAUGCUGUUUGACCCGUUCGAGCUGGACACCAGCGUCACGCCUGCGCAGAUCCGGGCGGCGCUGUGCCAGCGGGACUUCACCAGGGCCAUCCUCAUGGCCUUCCGGCUCAACGAGAGGAAGCUGCUGCAGGAGGCCCUGGAGUCGGUGCCCUGGGACGAGAUUGAGGUCAUCAGCUCCUCCCUGCCUGACUUGUACGUGGAGAAAGCGCUGGAAUUUUUAGCUUCAUCCUUCGAAGAGUCUCGCCAUCUAGAAUUCUACCUCAUAUGGACUCAGAAACUGCUUAUGGCCCACGGACAGAAGCUCAAGUCCAGAGUGGGGACACUGCUGCCGGCAGUUCAGUUCCUUCAGAAGAGCAUCCAGCGCCACUGGGACGACGUCUCCAAACUCUGUGACUGGAACCGCUACAAUCUGCAGUACGCUCUGGCCGUCUCUAAGCAGCGGGGCCUGAAGCGGCCCUCUGAACCGCCGGGCAGCGAGCCGGAAGCAGAUGCACCUGAGGGCGAUGACAACAGCCUCCACCUGCUCAGGAGAGGACCUGGGGAUGGAGACGGGCCGCUGGCGUAG